This is a messenger RNA of Drosophila grimshawi, 3529 nucleotides long. RefSeq lists its product as uncharacterized. The transcript has 6 exons. The record is from RefSeq and is a predicted model, not a curated record. The coding region runs from base 115 to 3000 and encodes 961 amino acids. NCBI's taxonomy places the organism in Eukaryota, Metazoa, Arthropoda, Insecta, Diptera, Drosophilidae.
AUGGCCGCUGUUGCAGCAAGUGCAUGAAGAAAUCUUAUACCAGAGUGCAUUGGAAUUUUGGAAGUUUGAGUUAACUUUUACUUGAGUUAAGGCCAAUUUGAAGCCACUCGGAACAUGGCCGAAGUGGAUGACACUAAACUGGAUGCAGAUCAGAGCCAGCAAGUGGCAGCAUCGGAAAAGCCAGAAUCAAAUAAUGUAGAAGAAGCAGAAAAAAAAGCGGGCGCAUCGGAAUCCAAACAUGAGGAAAAAAACAUUUCAUGCAACGAUGCGGACCCAAAAGUGGACAAGCUCGAUGAGUUGAGCUCAUUGGAACAGGAAAUAGCAAAAAUGCACAACAUCGGGCAUACUACCGAGUCCGGUUUGGACGACGACGACGCCGACGGCGAUGAGGAGAAGCAGAAGCAGGAGACAUCAGCGGCGGAUCAGGAGAAUUCUGCGACGGCCAGUAAAUCCGAAAAUGGCAAUGGGAGCGGCAACAACGCUUUCCAGCACAUUGAUGAACUGGCUAAAACAAAACGUUGCACACCCGUUAUUAAAGAGGUCAAAGAGAAGCCGGAAACAACGGCCGCCUUAGAGGAUGUUGAUUUGAUAGCGUUGCUCAAGGGCACCGAUCAGGAUCAGCACGAAUCGAAGCCGGCAUUGGGAAAGGCCAGCAUUGAGCUGGCUCUGGCCGAGCUGGACAAUGUGGGCGUUACCAUCGAAGGCGAAGGCCAAUACGAGAUCAUGGAAAUCGACGAUGGUGAAAAUGCGAGCGGACCCAGUCCCAUUGCUGCCGCCGCUGCCAGCAGUCCGACAACGUCCACCAACACGGGCUCCAAGCUGGGUAAACAAAAACUCUCGCCGGAGCAGGCACGUGCCGUUGCCCUCAAGCAAAUGGCCGAUCUAAAGGCGCAGAAGGCGCGUCGCACCACGUCUAAUGUCAAACAGCAGCAAUCACAGCCACUGGACAUAAUCAGUUCACUGAAUGAUGAUUGGAAUGAGUACGAUAGCGGCAGCGAUAAUGCCUCCAAUUCCAAUACCAAAUCCAACCAAAAUGCGAUAGCCUCUUCCCCGCCUGCCACAAAGAAGCUGCCGCCGUCGUCGUCGCUGAUCAAAAAGUCCAAGAAUGCGAUUGAAGUGCCGCAAAUGAUUGGUAGCGUUAAGGUGACGCUCAAAUCCACAAGCGUAAAGCCCGUAGAGAAAGCCAAAACUACUGCGGAUCAAUCCGUGCCCAUUCUCAGCAAUAGCAAUGCAGAAGCAACUGGCUUCAAGCGAACGCGCGUCAUCAAGCGCAAAAUCAUUUGGGAUCCUGAUGUGCCUGAAACCCAAAAGUCCUUUGCACAAUAUGCGAGUUCAAAGGUCGCAGCAACGACAAACACUAAUGCAAUAACAACAGGAAAUGCAGCAGCAACAACAACAACAACAGCAACCUGCGUUGUGCUGGCGUCAAAGAAGGUGCGACCAUCAACACCCAGGGAUCCGCAGUCAUCCAAGGUGACGGCAGCAAAACGUGCAGCGACGCCAUCAAAGCUAUCAGAAUCAAAUAUAUCGGGCGGAUCACCGCCCAAGCGUCGCUCACAAACACCAAAUGUGGUGGCCAAUGGUGGCUCCAGCACCAGUCUGGCCAAAAAGAAAAAGGUCAGCGAAAUCGAUCGACUGAUGGGCGAUGAGGGCGCCGCCAAUAUGAUGCAGGCCGUCGAGCGGGAAAAGCGCGAACUCAGCGGUGGCGAAACAGCCAACAAGCCGCUAAUGCGCAAGCGUACUUUAUCCGUUACUGUGCGGCCACUGAAAGCAGCCGCAGGCGUGGCAACAGCAGCAGGGACAACAACUGUUGUUGAUGUGACGCCAACAGCAGCACCCAAAAAGGAGAGUCCACCCAAAGCGGGCAGCAAGCGUGCAUCGACAACAAACGCUGUGGAUGCUGUGUUCGCUACAAAGGCAGCCAAGCAACGUCCGUCAGAUUCUUGGGAUUAUGUGUAUAAGCAGCGCGCUAGCGAGGAAUCAAUGAUUAUGCGUCGGCGUUCGAAUAGCUCCUAUUCGAGCAAUGCAUCUGUUAACCGGCUGUCGCUGGAUAACAAACCGGCUGCUGUGUCCGAUGAUGCCUCAGACUCUGCCGAUCAUCCGACAUUCAAAUUCUUGAAGCCCGAAACAAAAGCGAACCAAAGAAGCGAUGGCGAUGCACCGCAAACGCUUGCCAACGAUUUGAAACAGCAGGCGACCAAGGAGCCAAAGUCUGUCAAACUGGAGCUGGUUACGCUGCACAAGCUGGACAAGGUCAUGCAGCUGAUCAUCCACGUGCAGCUCUCCAAAACGGGUUACACCUACAAAAUGCAGCUGCUGCAAAAGCUAACCGAAACGUUGAACAAACUGGCCAAGAGCAACGAUUGCAAUACGGUGCUCCUAAGCGUUCAGGGUCAACAUUUCUGUCAGGGCAUCGAUUGCCAGGAGUUGCUGGCAGCCACGCUGGAGAAGCGCAAAAAUAACGCCACACAACUGGCCUUAGUACUAAAAACAUAUCUGCGCACUUUGGCAACAUUCCCCAAGCCAAUUGUGGCUGGCAUUGUGGGCAACCUUAAGAAUCUGGGCGUUAUGCAAUUGCCACUGCUCGACUAUGUGGUCGCUGCCGAUGACUGCUGUUUCGAGACGAACUAUGCCAAGCUGGGACAACUGCCGGAGGGCUAUGCUCUGUGGCAAACGCAUCAAAAGGUCGCCAGUCAAGUGCAAUCUCGUUUGUUUCUGCUGGGAGAGCGAUUGCACACAUCGGAUUUGAUUGCUUACCCGAGCAGCUUCAUCGACAUGACCUGCAAAUCGCGCAGCGUCAACGAUGAGGCUCUGGCGGCGGCCAAUCUCAUUUCCAGCACUACAGCAGAGCAUUAUCGGUCGCUCAAGAAGCUAAAUCAUAGUGCAAAUUCGGCGUUACUGCAACGUUUGGAGGCCGAGUUUAAGAUCAUAAUGGAACAGUGGUCAUCGGCCAACUUUCAGGCGAGCAACAAGCGUUAUGUUAACGAUAUUAGCCAAUAAGGAGGCGACGUUGUUAUUGGUCAGAUUCGGAAGAUCUACCAGUCAAAAGUGGUAGAAUAGUUAGUUAGUUGUUCUCUUAAGCGAAAGCAAAAGCAAAAACAAAAAUAUAAACAAAAACAAAGUGUGCAACUUUUGUAACUGUAGCUGAAGGAAUUGUAAUUAUAAUCUUUUGUUUCGUCACAAAAAUGAUGUAAGGGCUUAUUAAUGCCAGGGCAUUCCCGAUCCCAAUUUUGUAUUUGUCCGUUGCUAAAAGUUAAGUUAAAAAUACGUUAUAAAAUCGAUUUUUAAAUAGAAAGCAAUAUCCCAAAAUGUAUAGACUAUCUGUGGCAGUUGCAAUUCGAAGAUUUAAAGUUCACAUCUGGUGGCGACUAUUUUCCACGAGUGCUUUAUUUUACGGGGGGAGGCAGGGAGGUAGGAGUCUAGAAAAGGGUUCUAUUUAUAAUAUAUAUAUAUAUAUUUAUAUAUAUAUAGUACAAUCGUAAUUGUUAAUUGUAAUCGUAAUACAUGCAACUAGCAAUUUAACUACUAA